Leptinotarsa decemlineata (Colorado potato beetle) is the source of this 1411-nucleotide messenger RNA. Its product is annotated as sphingomyelin phosphodiesterase 1-like. Gene Ontology annotation, biological process: ceramide biosynthetic process; sphingomyelin catabolic process. Gene Ontology annotation, cellular component: lysosome. Gene Ontology annotation, molecular function: acid sphingomyelin phosphodiesterase activity. Lineage: Eukaryota; Metazoa; Arthropoda; Insecta; Coleoptera; Chrysomelidae. The record is from RefSeq and is a predicted model, not a curated record.
GAAACCUUCAGAUAUCUCAUAGAUAAUAAUCCAAAACUGAAUAGCGCAGAUGUAUGUGGAAUUAUAUCACAACAUAAUGACUGUCCGUUGUCUGAUAGCUACGAUUGGGAAGUAAAUAUUCCACCUGGAAAUACUAUCAGGAAGCUCAAGUUGAGUGGAUCAAAGACUUUCAAUAUACUCCAUAUAACAGACAUACAUUAUGAUCCACUUUACACUACAAACAAAACCAAUGACUGUGGAGAACCAGUUUGCUGUCAAUUUGACCAACCCGAUGGCACGAAUGAAACCAAUUCUUGUGGUUACUGGGCAGAUUACAAAAUGUCAGAUAUCCCUUGGAGAACAGUGGUAAAUGGAUUUGAACAAACGAAAAAACAUAAAUAUGAUUAUGUAUAUUUCACCGGAGAUAUUAUGAGCCACAGAACUUGGGAAACUAGUGUGUCGGAAAAUUCUCGAGUUAUCGCUCAGAUCUUUGAUGCUUUCUCUGAAUAUUACAAAGUACCAGUUUUUCCGAUUUUAGGUAAUCAUGAACCUCACCCAGCAAACUUGUUUUCUACUGGAGUGAAUAACGCACCAUAUUCAGAUCAGUGGCUUUUUGAUAUUAUGUUUCAAAAGAUGUCGAAAUGGGUACCCAUUGAUGAGGUGAAAGACACAAUUCUCAAAGGAGGAUACUACACUGUGUCACCAAGAAAAGGAUUCAGAGUGAUUGUUCUGAAUAAUUGUGUUGGAUAUAUUGCUAACUGGUGACCAAAAUACUUACCUACUGGAGAUCCACAUUUUUACAGGAUUUGGGGUCGUGAAUACAGAAAAAUUGUUGAUCGAUUUGCCAAUACCAUAACUGGGCAGUUCAACGGUCAUGAGCACAGAGACGAUUUUUACGUGUUCUAUAAUAGAUCUGAUCCAAAUCAAGCUAUCAAUAUGGCGUGGAAUGGUGCAUCACUGGUGACUUAUUAUGAAGCGAAUCCAAGUUAUAAAAUCUAUACCAUUGAUGACAAAAAUUUUAAUGUAGUGGAUAUCGAUGAAUGGACUUUCAAUGUUACCUUAGCUAAUCAGUAUCCAGACAAGGAACCGGAGUGGUAUAAAAUAUACUCCUUCAAGGAUGCAUGGGGCGUUGAGAGUUUAGAUGCGGUAGAAAUUGAUCGUUUGGUCCAAAAUAUGACGAAAAAACAUGAACUCAUUGACCAAUAUUACAAUUUCAGAUUCAAAAAUAGUGAUGCAGCGAUCAAAAGCGGUUUGGAUGAUAAUCUCAGAAAAGCUUUGUUGUGUAUAAUGGUAACCACAGAUGGAGACAAGCAAAUGUGUGAGAAAGUUUCCAAGAUGUUCGACGACACUAAGAGUAAUCAAGUUUUUGUGAAUUGAAUGACUAUUGAAAGAAAACAAUAUUCAGUAAUAUAAUUGAGACAUUCUAUAAAUA